Molecule: messenger RNA, 162 nt
Organism: Symbiodinium pilosum
Lineage: Eukaryota; Dinophyceae; Suessiales; Symbiodiniaceae
Source: the annotation of a GenBank genome assembly
AUGCCGAGCGGCUCGUGGCAGAACGGCCAUGCGAUGAGACGACGUAUCUCCUGGGUCUGGCAUAUUUCCACAAUCAGGAACUUGCCAGGGCGCAGUGGCAUCUGCAGGGCAACAAGCUCCCAGAAGCAAGGUAUUUGCUUGCGAAGUGCUGUUCACAACUAA